UUGUGGAUUUACUCGAUUGUUAUCGAAGCACUUCUUUGUAGCCUUCGUUUUGAGGUGCAUGAGCUUUUCUUCGAGAUCGUUAGGGAGAAGCAACAUGUUUUCUGUGACGCAAAGGAUUCAGCCCCUGUUCUUGAGCUUAAGAAGAUAGUUGAAGGAAUUCCGGUGAAUGAUCAGAUUCUUGUUCGCUUAAUAGACGAUAACGUGAAUAAUUUUCAACCUCUGGACAACAAGAAGACGUUAGCUGAGAGUGGUUUUAAUGUGAAUAAUGCAAAGGCACAGAGUCCUGCCGUAGUUGCUUUGAUGUUCAAAGGUGAAUCCGCACCCAUCAUCGAUGAGCUGUCGACGCCUCCUCCCAUUCCCGAUGCGAUGAGGAACGAAACACAUUCUCAGGAAUGA
Molecule: messenger RNA, 396 nt
Organism: Angiostrongylus costaricensis
Lineage: Eukaryota; Metazoa; Nematoda; Chromadorea; Rhabditida; Metastrongylidae
Source: the annotation of a GenBank genome assembly